AUGACGAUCCAAGUUACAACUCUCACCGAAGCGGAUAUUCCAGGGGCAGUCAAGGCGGUACAACAAGCCUUCAGCGGCGACCCGUACAACGUUUGGGUAUACGAUCAAUCAAAGUUCAACCCGCAAAGAAACUACGAAUCUCUAGCGCUCCGCAUGAGAUGGGGCAUGCGCAACGGCAUCUUCCACGUCGCAAAGGAACAAGACAGCGACGAGGUGCUGGGCGUGGCCAUGUGGCUCCCUCCGCAGCCCGCGGAUACGCUGCCGACGUGGAAAGACUGGCUGGAGGGCUGGCGUCUGUGGUUUGGGCAGGUCAAUUAUAACCUGUGGUAUGGACGCGGAGGGCUGAACGUCAAGCGGUACUACAUCUGGAAAGAGGCGCAAGCCAAAGCCCAACGCGAACUUUGGACCGACCCGCGGGGCUACUACUUUCUCAACAUCAUGGUCGUGCUCCCCGCCGCGCAGGGAAAGGGCGUCGGCGCCCAGAUGAUGAGAGUCGUGACGGAACGGGCUGACGCUGAGGGUGUGCGGUGUUAUCUCGAGUCCAGCAGGGACGUGCCGAACGUGGCUAUUUACGGGCGCUGGGGGUUCGUGUUUGAGAGGGAGAUGUCUGGGCCUAUAUCCAUCAAGUCAGUCAUCUUGAACGAGACCUCGCCUCUAGCGAAUGCCCAAAGCAGACGCUUCACAAUGAAUCAGCGAUCAUCCUCACUCGACAGAUCCCCAACAGCCACAACUCGGAACGCAAUCGCCGCUAUGCCAGAGAAAGCGGACGAGGGAGCCGCGGAGCAUGGCUCCAUUCCCCACGGCGACGUCACCGUGCAGACUAUGAAGCCUUUCACAACUCUAUCCGCCCUCGGCAUCGGCUACGGGACCACAAACACCGCCAUCGGCCUGCUGCUGGUUUUCGGCAGCACCUUACCCAUGGGCGGCCCGCCCCUCUUCUUCUGGGGGUUCCUCGUCAUGGCCUUUGUAGGCCUCGCGACUGCCACCACCCUCGCGGAGCUGGCCUCCGCCAUGCCACAUCCCGGCGGACAGUAUAUCUGGGUCCACCGGCUGGCGUCGCCGAGAUCUCGGCGGUUCCUGUCGUACAUCACGGCCGUCAUCAGCUGGCUUGCCGCCGUCGCUACAGGCUCGUCGACGUGUCUUUCCGUCCCUGUCGGCAUCUGUUCCAUCAUCACACUUCUUGACCCAAACUUUGUCUAUAAGCGCUGGAUGGGCUUCCUGGGGUUCCAGCUGCUCAACAUCGUCACCGUUUUCGGGGCGAGCUUUGAGAGCCUGUUGCCAAAGAUCUCCAAGGUCAUGUUGCUCUUCAGCUGCUCCACCAUCGUCGUCAUCUUUAUAACUCUUUUCGCCAUGUCGGACGAGCACGCCUCGGCAAAGGACUUUUUUGUCAGGUCGGUGAAUAUCUCGGGUUGGCCAAACGGCAUCGCCUUCAUUAUCGGUAUGAACGGAGCCAACUGGAGCUUCUCGUGCCUCGACGUCGCCACGCACCUGGCAGAGGAGAUGCCCCGUCCCAGCACGGAUAUCCCAAAGGCGCUGAUGUGGACCAUCGUGGUGGGCCUCGUCUCCGGACUCCUCGUUGUGACGUCGGUCCUCAUCAACGUUCCCAUCAUUGACGGAGCCGACGACAACUCUGCCCUAGCCUUAUUCUACCGCAUCACGGACAGCAAGGCUGCCGCGGUUGGUCUCUGGGUGCCCGUAAUGAUCACAACCGUCGGUGCGGCCUGGUCUAUCCAGACUUGGCAGUCUCGGCUCGCGUGGACCAUCAGUCGCGAGGCUGGUUUCCCUAUGCAUCGCCACUUCAGCAAAAUUGCACCAUCCCCGCUGCACACGCCUACCUGGUCACUCAUAUUCUCAGCAUCGGGGACUGCGAUCUUUGGGUGCCUUUACCUCGGGUCUGAGCUUGCUUUCAACUCUCUCAUUUCCACCGGAUUGCUUCUUCAAUACAUUAGCUACAGUAUCCCCGCUAUCUUGGUUUUAUCCCAAGGCCGUUCGAAUUUCAACCACGGGCCCUUUUGGUAUCCUAAGCUUGGCCUUGCUGCGAACAUUGUUAUGCUUACAUGGUCGGCGGUUGCAUUGAUUUUUUACUGUUUCCCUUAUUACCUACCCGCUGUUGCAGAUGAGAUGAAUUAUGCAUCUGCUGUUCUUGCGGGUAUUGCAGUCAUCACGAUAUCUUUGUGGUUUUUUUAUGCCAGGCAAAAUUACGAGGUCAAGGAAUUCCUGGGUCAUUAG
Messenger RNA from Colletotrichum orchidophilum, 2229 nucleotides. RefSeq lists its product as uncharacterized. The transcript is spliced from 5 exons. NCBI's taxonomy places the organism in Eukaryota, Fungi, Ascomycota, Sordariomycetes, Glomerellales, Glomerellaceae. Gene Ontology annotation, biological process: transmembrane transport; amino acid transport. The coding region runs from base 1 to 2229 and encodes 742 amino acids. The record is from RefSeq and is a predicted model, not a curated record. Gene Ontology annotation, cellular component: membrane. Gene Ontology annotation, molecular function: acyltransferase activity, transferring groups other than amino-acyl groups; transmembrane transporter activity.